GAGACCCGACUGAGUAAAAAAUAGUUGUGUUGUUGUUUUGUAUGUCUGCACCGACCCUGUGUCCAAUAUAUGGUAGCUGGAGCAGUCGACACAUCACGCGCGUCGCUGGGAGUUCCCUUGUCCCCUAUAGCACGCCCCUCCGUCUUUCCUCCGCGCCUUCCCGGUCGUGCCUCCCAUCUAUUCUCUCGCGCCAUCUCCCGGGGAAAAGAAGCUGAGGGGCGGUGGCGGCGUCGGUGUAACGUUGCUUCGCUGGCCUGUAACCUCAAUGGUCCACAUCUAGACUGAAGACUGACAGUUGGACCCGACAGGACAGGAUUGCAUCCAUUACCAUGACAACAGAAAAGGGAUUGCCCAUGGAGAUGAAGAGUACCAUGGAGGGUGAUGUCAGGAGGACCAAUCAGGAUCAUGACAGUAAGACGUCAGAUGACCAUCAUGGGGACAUGGAUGACAGCUCGGAGAAGACCCCCAGCAAAGCAUCAAAAUCCCCCCAGAAAUCUUCCAAACGCCCCAAAACCAUUCCUGUCAAAAUCACCCUACUCGACGGCUCAGAGUAUGAAACUGGAGUAGAGAAAUUUGCCAGGGGGCAGUCCGUGCUGGACAUGGUGUGUGGCCAUCUGAACCUGCUGGAGAGGGACUACUUUGGCCUGACGUUCUAUGACACAGACAACACUAAGAAUUGGCUGGACCCGUCAAAGGAGAUCAAGAAGCAAAUCCGAAUUGGCUCAUGGCAUUUCGGCUUUGCUGUCAAGUUUUAUCCCCCUGACCCAUCUCAGCUCACUGAAGACAUCACCAGGUACUACCUGUGUCUGCAGCUAAGGGACGACAUGCUGUCCUGGCGUCUGCCCUGCUCCUUCGGGACCUACGCCCUGCUAGGUUCUUACACGGUGCAGGCGGAGCUGGGCGACUAUGAGCCAGAGGAACAUGGGCCCGACUACAUCAGUGACUUCCGUUUCGCCCCCAACCAGACGAGGGAGCUAGAGGAGAGGGUGAUGGAGCUUCACCGCAACUACAGGGGAAUGAGUCCAGCAGAGGCAGAGGUGAACUUUCUAGAAAAUGCCAAGAAGCUUUCCAUGUAUGGUGUAGACCUGCAUCACGCCAAGGAUUCGGAGGGCAUUGACAUCAUGCUUGGCGUCAGCGCCAACGGACUACUCAUCUACCGUGACCGUCUGAGGAUCAACCGCUUCGCCUGGCCGAAGAUCCUCAAAAUCUCCUACAAGAGGAGCAACUUCUACAUCAAAAUACGCCCCGGGGAGUAUGAACAGUUUGAGAGCACCAUCGGCUUCAAGCUGCCCAACCACCGGGCUUCCAAACGCCUGUGGAAGGUCUGCAUUGAACACCACACCUUCUUCAGGUUGGUGUCUCCAGAGCCCCCUCCCAAGGGCUUCCUGGUGAUUGGCUCCAAAUUCCGCUACAGUGGGCGGACCCAGGCCCAGUCGCGUCAGGCCAGUGUGCUGAUCGACCGGCCAGCUCCGCAGUUUGACCGUUCGGUUAGCAAGAGGUACCUGCUGCCCCGCAGUGUGGACGGAGCCUCAGCCCUGGGAGACAGCAUGGACCAGCUGUCCCAGCGCAGCUCCAGUGAUCACACCCAGUUCCUGUCCAGAGAAGACCUGGAACAAGAGGGCAGUCUGGACCUAGACCAGGAUCAGGAUUACCAGGAACAAGACCAGGAGUACCAGGAUCAGGACGAGGAGACUGAUGGUGUUACCAUGUCCGCCAAGACCAUGGAGCUGAAGGGUGAGGAGGCAGGCUCGCCAGUAGACUCAAAGCCUGAGUCGGACCAGGAUCUGGCCACCCCACGCCCCCAACAGGAGCAGCAGUUCCUGGACAAGCCCGAGGAUGUCCUGCAGAAGCACCAGGCCAGCAUCAACGAACUAAAGAGAGCUCUCAGGGAGCCCAACAGCAAGCUGUCACAGAGGGAGAAACGCCUGUCCACAGCCACACCCCCUGGAGGCACCCCAGAGAGGAAACCGGAGACCCCUCCUACACCUGCCAUUCAUGAGGAGCCUUUUGACGAAGCCAUGAGGGAGCCGUGGGAGCGGCGGUUGGGCUCAGUGUCAGAGGACGACCAAGACCACGAGACCCUGUACCUGAAGGAAACCCACCUGGGCAUUGAGCGCAAGUGCUCCAGCAUCACUGUCAGCUCUACGUCCAGCCUGGAGGCCGAGGUGGACUUCACUGUCCUCAUGGACCUCCAUACGGGCAUGGAGGAGUUCUCCAGGGGCAUGAUGGAGCUGGGCGAGAGGCCCAUGUCACCUGACGUGGGCCUCAGCCUGAGCAUCGACCUGCAGGGAACCCCGCCACCUCUCGUCUCGGCUCCUCUCACCGGGGCUAGCAGCAGCCCUCCUACCAAGCAGCUACACACCGAAGAGGUCCGACAUCACGAGCCUGUUGUGCCCAGAAAACCAAAGAGGUCAGUGCCCAUCGACAGAGACCAGUCACAGAAAGAGACCACUUACUCAUCCCCCAUGACGGCGCUGAGCAGAGAGGCUAGUGACGUCGUCGCCUCCCAUGCACUAAGGAAGACUGAGGUCAAGGUCAAGGUCGACAGAGACCAGUCACAGAAAGAGACCACUUACGUGUCCCCCAUGACAGCGCUGAGCAGGGAGGCUAGUGAUGUCGUCGCCUCCCAUGCACUAAGGAAGACUGAGGUCAAGAUCGACCGAGACCAGUCACAGAAAGAGACCACUUAUGUGUCGCCCAUGACAGCGCUGAGCAGGGAGGCUAGUGAUGUCGUCGCCUCCCAUGCACUGAGGAAGACUGAGGUCAAGGUCGACAGAGACCAGACAGUGAGAGAGACCACUUACGUGUCCCCCAUGACAGCACUGAGCAGAGAGGCUAGUUGCGUUGUCGCAAGCCAUGCACUGAGGAAGACCGAUGUCAAGGUCGAGACACAGCCUAAUGGGUCAGAGGUCACCACAACCAUCGUGGAGUUUACAGAUCAGGAUCAUGGUGUGACUGUAAGCAGUAUAGGCGAGACUUCUUAUUCAACAACAGAAGGUGUUUCCCCUGUGCACAUGUGUACUUUGGGAAGAGAGGCCUCUGGAUCUCCAAUACUUGUUACUGAGAAUGUUACCUCUGCAACCACGCAUGUCACCAAGACGGUGAAAGGGGGCUAUUCAGAGACCAGAAUUGAGAAGAGGAUCAUAAUCACAGGAGAUGAUGAUGUUGACCAGGAGCAGGCCCUCGCUAUUGCGAUACAGGAAGCCAAGCAACAGCAUCCGGACAUGUUGGUCACCAAGGCAGUAGUUGUCAAGGAAACAGAAUCGUCCACUGAGGAUCCACAUGGGACAUCUUAGUCCUGAUUCCUGGGACAUGAGCGCCCCCCUCAGGAGCAGACCUGUUGGUGCCUGAGCUACCUGAGACUACCACACUACUGUACCACCCUGACCACUGCUAGUGGGGCUCCGACACACACAGCCACACACACGUUUCAAUCCCUCACCCUUACUACUCUUGCCCACCGGGCAAACCCAUAUACUUCCCUGUUGUCUACCAUAGUAACAGGACUCCUUUAAAUCCAACCCUUUAUUUAUGAACCUUUGCUCUGGCGGUGAUAUGGUGAAAUAUAGCCUCUUAGAAUCUGAGAGUGAAAUACUUACAUACUCGUCUCUAACAUGUUGGCUCAGCAUUCCCGAACAGUCACAUUACAAGUCAAAAUGUUGAGAACACUUCAUUUCAACUCACUUUACCUGUUGUCCAAUGAUUUUUUUCCUAUGUCGGAGGUAAUCUUAUACAACAUAUCCAUAGGGGGACGUUAUCAACCCGACCUUCAGUACGCUGGUCUGUAUAUUUCCGGUUUGUAUUUUCAAUACUGACUCAAUUUGCACGAGACAAACACUUAAACAAUUUGUCUGAACCUAACCACAGACCGAACGGCAAACACUUCCAGCUGAUUACGAGGAAACGUGCUUCGGUUGACAACGUUUGGUUACAUUCGGCUGUUGUUUACAUAUUGUGCUUCACAUGAAAUGCAUCACUUGAUUGAAAAUACUCACCAGAAUUACAAGCCGACAUAGCCAUAUACCUACCGGCGCCCCAGAAAGUUGGGCUAAUAGUACUUUCCUGUGGCCAUUUUAUCUCCACUUCCAACCGCCAAAAAGACAACCGGUAAAGUACGUUUAAAUAUCAUUUUAUUCAACAUUCUGUCUGGUAGAGACUAUUGCGUCUUUUUUACAGCGACUUCUUUCAGACUGAUAGCCAUGGAGUAACCAUGGUAACAGUCUGAUAUUUAGAUAAGGUGAAAUACAGACAUGGAUGGCAACAUAUGGAAAUGUCAUAAAUGAUGGCAGUCUAUUACUAAGAAAUAACAGGUAUAAUGACAAAAUAGUGCCAGAAUUCCUUGUUUCACUGCUGGAAAGUUUCAGUCUAUACCUAGUACACCUGUCUGCACUGGUCUCAACACUCAAGCCAAACAACUGGGUUUUGACUAGAUAGGUUAGGAUAAUUCAUGUAGCAGGUUAGGAGAAUUAGGCUAAAAUGCACAUAAUAAAACUUGUCCCCAGGCUCGAAUUUCUGGAACAUAGAGCCUGGCAACAGUGUGGGACUGUGAAGGGGUGUAGAUUUACUGAGUGACAUGAUUAUCAAUUCAAAUUCUGAGCAAAUCACACGACUAUGAGAUGUGGUUCCAAAUCGAGGGGGAAAGGUAUUUGUUAUGGUGCACCAUGGAAAUAACUCCCAGGUAGUAGGAACAUAUCGCCGUUCAUGCCAACAGCUAGCCAUAGCUUUGUUACACACGAACACAAAAACAAUACUGGCCCCCGAAUGCAGCACACUUAGGGGGAGGUUCCUAGGGUUGCACUAGAUGGUGAUGGACUGAGAGAUCAGCCAAUUAAAACCAGUGGUUGUUUCUCCGCUCCUGCCAUAGGCUUCCAGUCAAGUCCUUUUCUGAGAUGCUCGGAAAACAGACGGUUCGACAGAGAGAGCCAGCUGGUGGGCCAGAUUAAUUUGAUUUAAGCUGUAUCCUAUCUAGACCACCAAACUGUUCUCAGCUUGCCUCUGCAUAGUAUCCUCUAAGGAAAUUAAUGGGAAGGUUUUUGCCUGAAUGUCAAGUGGAUCUAAAUCUUAGGAGCUGUUGUCUCUUUGAUGUGCUCAUACCAUCAUAUCACUGUAGAGUCUCACUGCCGCCACAUCCCACACCAAUGCCACACUUGAAGUGCAGGACAUUUUUAUUACAGGGGUACUUAGUAUGAGAUAAUCUGGCAGACUAUAGGACUACAAUGUGGUCCGAAGUCCUACUAAGUAAAUUCCACCCACCAUUCUAGACCUCAGAUCCAACUCUAAUGCCUACUGAGGCCUAGAUUAAAUCUGGACAGCAGAAAAUUGACGCUAAAGCACAAUUGAAAUUUAAAGGCAAUGUUCUCAGAUUCGCUGAGACUACAUUAUCUGUAAACGCUGCAAACAGUAUGUCGGCUCAAUUGUAAAUUACCUUUAUAUUUUAAUUGCGCUAUAAUGCGGAUCUUGAUUCAAUCUAGAGUGUGCUUACAUAUCUACGUAGUUUGUCAAGAGAAAAAAACGUAUAUGUAUCCAUUAGAUGUAGGUCCAGUACUGUUGACAUGCAUGCAGUAAAGCAGGUUUUCAUGAACAGGAAAACCUUCCCUUAGUUUUAUAUACUCGCUAAACCAGCAAAGUCCAUAACUGUGCUUUGGCCCAUUUCUGUAACAGUGAGAAUGGUUAUGGGAAUGCCAGAGGAUACACAGAUUGCAGGAGAUGUGAGAACAGUAGGCUACUCUGCACCAGCGAGGUCAGUAAAUCGCGGCGCUGGUUUGGGGGCACUAACUCGACGACGCCAAAUGUGCCAGAGUAGAGAAAGGGGCACCACAGCUAACACAGAAAGGUCAAAGUUGAACUUUUCUUCCUGCAAUGGCGCAUCCUCACCAUCACACAACAGAGGAGAAGAGCUGUUGAAACUCUCUCGGAUAAGUAGGCUUUCUCAAGAUAUCUUGCUUUUUCUUUUACCCAUAAUUGGGCCAUUUGGCUGACAUCUUGGCAGACCCUACCUUGAACGCUUGCAAUAGAGCAUUUUUGUUUUAAGAACACAAUUGACGUUACUGUAUUAUGAUGAUGGUUUACUUGUUAUUGAAGUUGAUCUGUGUAGACAUUUGGAUGUAUAUGAAUGGAGUGGUUAUGAACCUCUGAUCUAUAGAAUGUGCCUGUUGGGUAUUUAUAAAAAUUGUGAAAGUACAAAUUCUGAGCAUGUUGCUGUUCUAAAAUGAUCCAAGGUCAGGUCCCCUUCCAACCGUUGGAGAUACAGUCACUUUCUGCUGUUAUACUGUGGCUAUCUACAGUAGGAAAUAUUAAGAGAUUCACAUUAGAACCUUAUUAAGUACGCCAAAUGAGCUACCUUUUAAAUGAAACGAGUAUUUUAGAUAAUGUUUGCGUGAUAAAGACAUUCAUUAUGAAAUUAAAUUAAACCACUAGAAUACCUACUGUAUAGAUACAAAGUUAUAGUAUUAUACAAAGUAGAAGAGACCUUAAGGCAGUAUGAAAUAGCACAGUAGCUAGCUACAGUUGAAGUGGGAAGUUUACAUACACUUAGAUUGGAGUCAUUAAAACUUGUUUUUCAACCACUCCACAAAUGUAUUGUUAACAAACUAUAGUUUUGGCAAGUCGGUUAGGACAUCUACUUUCUGCAUGUAUAUUUUGCAUGUAUAUUUUUCCAACAUUUGUUUACAGACAGAUUAUUUCACUUAUAAUUC
Salmo salar (Atlantic salmon) is the source of this 6695-nucleotide messenger RNA. The record is from RefSeq and is a predicted model, not a curated record. NCBI's taxonomy places the organism in Eukaryota, Metazoa, Chordata, Actinopteri, Salmoniformes, Salmonidae.